GACACAAUGGAAGCUUCAUUUACCUCACAGAAGACCUAUAUUGAUGAGUUUAGUCCUGUAGAGUAUUUCAACAUGUAUUAUGACUCAGAACAAGGAAAACUGCCAGAGUGGACAGAUUUUGUACUGCAAACUCUUCAUGAAGUAUUUUCUUCAGGUGGUGUUGAAGGAGACACUAUAAUUGACAUCGGUUCUGGUCCAACCAUCUAUCAACUUCUCUCUGCUUGUGAGGGUUUUAACAAAAUAAUUGUGUCUGAUUUCUUGGAGCAAAACCUCGCCGAACUGCAGAAAUGGUUAAAGAAGGAACCUGGGAAAUUUGACUGGACUUCAUAUAUCAAACACGUGUGUGAACUGGAAGGAAACAGAGUAAGCUGGGAUGAAAAAGCAGAGAAGCUCCGUAGUAAGGUGAAAGAGGUUCUCAGAUGUGAUGUCCUGAAGAAAAACCCUUUUGAGCCCCUGACAUUAGCACCGGUGGAUUGUGUUAUUUCUUGUCUUUGUCUUGAAGUAGCUUGUAAAGAUAUGGAUUCCUUUUAUAAUGCCUUAACAAAUUUAAAGGACUUCAUCAAGCCUGGAGGUCACUUACUACUUUUGAGCAUGCUAAAUAGUCGCUACUAUGCUAUUGGCAACACAUUUUUCAGUACCUUGCCAAUAACAAAAGAGGGACUGGAGAAGGCACUUAAAGAUGCUGGGUAUGAAAUUGUGGAAAUUAAAUAUGCUGCCCAGAAUUAUCAGUCAAAUGUGGAAAUUUUUACAGGUGACACUCAUUAUUAUGUCAAAGCCCGUAAACCAAUAUAG
Molecule: messenger RNA, 792 nt
Organism: Nanorana parkeri
Lineage: Eukaryota; Metazoa; Chordata; Amphibia; Anura; Dicroglossidae
Product: nicotinamide N-methyltransferase-like
Exons: 3
Coding region: 7-792 (261 amino acids)
Cellular component (GO): cytosol
Molecular function (GO): N-methyltransferase activity
Source: RefSeq, a predicted model, not a curated record